Corythoichthys intestinalis (scribbled pipefish) is the source of this 2335-nucleotide messenger RNA. It is a transcript of the gene r3hcc1l, whose product is annotated as R3H domain and coiled-coil containing 1-like. NCBI's taxonomy places the organism in Eukaryota, Metazoa, Chordata, Actinopteri, Syngnathiformes, Syngnathidae. Gene Ontology annotation, molecular function: nucleic acid binding. The coding region runs from base 157 to 1140 and encodes 327 amino acids. The transcript is spliced from 7 exons. The record is from RefSeq and is a predicted model, not a curated record.
CAACAAAUCACAGAAUUGUCACUCUUCGAAGCAUCUGUGAGUUUUGUAAUGGCGUUUAAGAACUAUAUUUCCCACAAGCCUUUGCGUGGCUGGCUACGUCAGUCCUGCGACAAACCUGGAUGCUAAUCAAAACACGGAAACACUGUGAAAACUGAAAUGGAAACGGAACAACCAAAGAACGACACUUCUUCAAGCACACCAACUACAUCUCAGUCCAAGAAACCAAGCCAGGCACUCUACGUACCAAAGAAACGACUCAACACAUCGAAAGACAAACCUCAAAUUGAGGGAGAAGUCAAACCGAGACCCAGGCCACGUUACACAGACAAGGCUCGAAAGAACGCUAAAAAUAAGAAGGACAAGGCAGUAGCAAAAGAUGAGCUGCCGCCUGUUGGAAUAGAUGGGGAUGGGACAAUUACUGGUAAUUCUACUGUAGAGGUUGAGCGGCUACAUCUUCCGGAGGUGGCGCCCAAUGGACAGCUAGAAUCGGCAGAUGUUCCUGAUGCAUCCUGUCACGAUGAAAAGGCAUCAGAGGACAGUUGGGACACUUUAUUUAAUGAUGACGGAGAUUGUCUCAAUAAUCAGCUGGAAGAGCUCUCAUUGAGUGAAGGUCGAAAGGAGUCAAUCCAGGAGGCAAGAUUUGAUUAUUAUAACAUGAACAAAUUUGAUGAUGACGACAUAGACCAUAGUGAGGAAGACCUCUCACACGUCAUUGAGAUCUACGAUAUCCCUUCUGAGUUUAAGACGGAGGAUCUUUUUAAGUUAUUUCAGGGAUACCAAAAGAGAGGUUUUGAUAUCAAGUGGAUUGAUGACACACAUGCUUUAGGUCUCUUUGCAAGCCCAACUGCAGCCCGCGAGGCAUUAAGAUCCAAGCAUCCACUUAUGAAGCUGCGCCCACUCUCCAAAUCCACUUCAGCGACUAAGGCCACAGCUCGUACUUUUUCUGAGUCGCCCUUGCCUGCUAAAGAGAGACCUCAAACCAGUGCAGCUCUGGCUCGCAGGCUCGUGAUUGGCGCCCUCGGUGUGAAGAACAAUGUCACCAAGGAACAGCGGGAGGCAGAGAAGCGGAAGCUGCAGGAAGCUAGAGAACAAAAGCGUCUGGCAGCCAAACAGAGGGAAGAUGCUUGGGAGGGAAGGUGAUUGGAGAGAAAACUCAUCCGCUUUGAUUCCCUUGACUACUUUCAGACCACGCCUGAAGACAUGUAGUCCCAUCAUUAUCCAAGUGUGCAGCGUUACAUCACUUAAGUCAUGUUUUUUUUAAUGAAGGGCCAGAUUACCUCAACUUGUUUGGUAAUCGAACAUUAUAAAGAAAAAAACUCAUGAAUUCAUGGAAAGUUAUAAGUAGAAAUGCGUCUGAAGCAUUUAUUUAAGAUAAUUAUUCCUAUCGUGGUUUUUCUGUAAAGAUGGAAUGUUUUAUGUCACAUUUUGACAAUUAAGACACAGGGAAAUGACAUUUUAAUCCUCUUAUGUAAAGCCAGAGAUAUACUUUUAUGAAGUAGAUUUCAGUAAAUGUAUUUUCAUAUUUCGUGUGCAUAUGACCCUUAAAUUCAGGAUAGAUGCUGGUGUCAUUGUCCAGUACUGUACUAUGUCUUUUCUGCCCUAUGGUUUAAAUCAUAUAUAGAGUAUUCUUAGAUCAUAAUGAGGGAGCAAUGGUAGUAAUGUCUUGUACAUAAUCUCCUGUUUGAGGAACCUCCCAUUGACUCUUGAGAGUCAUUUGAGGUGAACGUUUUAUGCCACAUGUUUAUGUGUAUCUGACAGACUUGUGUAAAUAUAUUAAGGGGAGUGAAACUGGAACGUGCUUCUUAUUUCAUGAAAUGUGUGUCCCUGAUUUAGCAGGCACAGAGCAGGGUGGAGUCUGGAGAGGUGUUUGUUUAUGGAAAGUUAAGUAUGUGGAGUUCAUGUUGUUUUACUUGCGAAAGGAAAUCAAAAAAUUGCAUUACAGUUAUUUGGGAGCGAAGUCGCUCUGAUCCAGGGUAGAGUUGCAAGCAGCUGCCUUGAUUGAGCCAAAGCCCAACUCGCCGCAUGCCAUGUGGCACUCACUGGUUAUCCAUUAAUUCAUCGACCAGUAAUUAAGCUUCAUUCUGUGAUAUAAGAAUCAAAUGCAAAUGUGUUUUUGGCUUCAAAAUUAAGGCCUAAACUAGGGCUGUCAAAAUUAUCGCGUUAACGGGCGUUAACUUUUUUAAUUAAUCACGUUAAAAUAUUUGACGCAUUUAACGCACAUGCCCCGCUCAAACAGAUUAAAAUGACAGCAAAGUGUCAUUUCCACUUGUUACUUGUGUUAUUUGGUGUUGUGGCGCUUGGGUGCGACUGAUUUUAAUGGGUUUCAGCACCAUAA